AUGGUUCCCAUGCUGAUCUUUCUGCUCCUGGCAUCGCCUGCUUUGGGAAUUCGAUUGGAUGGUUCCGUUGGCGCCGUUGAAGUACCAAAGAAGGGAGACAAAUGUGAAUGCCCUGGAAAGAAUUGCUGUGGAGAUGACUCAUUGGUAUGCGACGUGAAGACUCGCACUUGUAAACCAAGCCUCGGUAGUCUCUGCUCGUCGAAUUAUUUCUUCACAGAGUGCGCGAGUAAAGACACCUACAACGUCAGCACUGAGUGCGCACUAAGUGCAGCGGGGUAUCAUAGAUGCUGUAUCAAGAGUGGUCAGCCUCUUUUUGCCUGCGCCGUCUUCGCCUAGUUUCUUAGCUUUCUGGCCGCGUCGUUGGAAGAAAAAAGGGCACUGGUUCAUUUCCGCCAAGAUUCCUUUCUUCCAGCAAGUGUGAUCGCAAACAUUGAUGGUUAAUUUUGACAAGACUUUAUUUCAUAAUAGCGGUGGCAGCGGUGGGCAUUGCUAGACACCCAAUAAGAGGCGGCGUCAUAGUGAAGGAAGGUCAAAAUCUUGAGACAGGUGCCCCAGCUCAGACUUGGGGACCGCACGCGGGCUUUGUCAAUAUCGUCAUGUUGUAUUGGGUCGCCUCGGCUUUUGGAAAAAAUGAGUUCCCGUGAUUGCUUGAAACUGCAAGUAUCGCGUUUUUGUUUUGAUGGGGUAUGUGCUCAUACAGCUCUUGUUGGAAAACAUUCACUCACCUAUGUCUGCACCCUUAACCCCAAGCUCGUGCAAAUCACCAGUCCCAGCAUCCCUCUUUGACCAUGUUUUAGAGGAAGGUUGCGGUCCUUGGUCUUAACUUGGCUGGUCCAGGCAAUGAAAAAAGCGAAGGCGGGAUCAGCACAGCUUUGUUUUGCACAAAA
Cladocopium goreaui is the source of this 887-nucleotide messenger RNA. The record is from the annotation of a GenBank genome assembly. NCBI's taxonomy places the organism in Eukaryota, Dinophyceae, Suessiales, Symbiodiniaceae.